CCGGAAGUGGCGCUUCGCAUUUGGCAUGCGCAUACAUAGGGAGAAAAGCACCAGUGUUUAACCGACGGCGUUAAAUUGUAAACAUUAGCAAGCUGGGCCACUUCUCCGUGCCGUUGGGAUGGAAAUCUAAGGUUAAACUCAAGGUGUGGGACCAAACAUUGUUCUUCAGUGCAUGGACGCAAAGCCAAUGCGCAGGGCCACCAGCGCACGCCAAGACGCCACUGGAAUGGACAUCACCAGCCGCUGUACUCUGGGGGACCCCAACAAGCUCCCUGAAGGGGUCCCCCAGCCCGCGCGCAUGCCCUACGUCUCGGACAAACACCCGCGGCAGACCCUGGAGGUGAUCAACCUGCUGAGAAAACACCGGGAGCUCUGCGACGUGGUGCUGGUGGUGGGCGCCAAGAAGAUUUACGCUCACCGCGUGAUCCUGUCCGCCUGCAGCCCCUACUUCAGGGCGAUGUUCACUGGAGAGCUGGCAGAGAGCAGGCAGACCGAAGUGGUAAUCCGCGACAUCGAUGAGCGAGCCAUGGAGCUGCUCAUUGACUUUGCCUACACUUCACAGGUGACUGUAGAGGAAGGAAACGUCCAGACGCUGCUCCCUGCCGCCUGCCUUCUCCAGCUGGCCGAGAUCCAGGAGGCCUGCUGCGAGUUCCUCAAGAGACAGCUGGAUCCCUCCAACUGUCUGGGCAUCAGGGCCUUCGCAGACACGCACUCCUGCCGCGAGCUGCUCCGCAUCGCAGACAAGUUCACCCAGCACAAUUUUCAGGAGGUAAUGGAAAGUGAAGAGUUCAUGCUGCUGCCUGCCAACCAGUUGAUAGACAUCAUUUCCAGCGAUGAGCUCAACGUGCGGAGCGAGGAGCAGGUUUUCAACGCCGUGAUGGCCUGGGUGAAAUACAGCAUCCAGGAACGCAGACCGCAGCUUCCCCAGGUCCUGCAGCACGUCCGUCUGCCGCUGCUCAGCCCAAAGUUCCUGGUGGGCACCGUUGGGUCAGACCCUCUCAUUAAGAGUGACGAGGAGUGCAGAGACCUGGUUGACGAGGCUAAGAAUUACCUGCUGCUGCCACAGGAGAGGCCAUUGAUGCAGGGCCCCAGAACCCGGCCCAGGAAACCCAUCCGCUGUGGAGAAGUGCUCUUUGCAGUCGGCGGCUGGUGCAGCGGUGACGCCAUUUCCAGCGUGGAGCGUUACGACCCACAGACCAACGAGUGGCGGAUGGUGGCGUCAAUGAGUAAACGGCGAUGCGGAGUCGGUGUCAGCGUUCUGGAUGACUUGCUGUACGCAGUGGGAGGUCAUGACGGCUCGUCGUACCUCAACUCGGUGGAAAGAUAUGAUCCUAAGACCAACCAGUGGAGCAGUGAUGUGGCCCCCACUAGCACUUGUCGGACCAGUGUGGGAGUGGCUGUCCUUGGUGGUUAUCUAUAUGCUGUAGGAGGACAGGAUGGGGUUUCCUGUCUCAACAUUGUAGAACGGUAUGAUCCUAAGGAGAACAAAUGGACCCGUGUGGCCUCCAUGAGCACCAGGCGACUGGGUGUAGCUGUGGCUGUGCUGGGGGGGUUCCUGUACGCUGUAGGAGGGUCUGAUGGGACGUCACCAUUAAAUACAGUGGAGCGCUACAACCCUCAAGAGAACCGCUGGCACACGGUGUCCCCCAUGGGAACCAGGAGGAAGCACCUUGGCUGCGCGGUCUACCAGGACAUGAUUUACUCUGUCGGAGGGAGGGACGACACCACGGAGCUGAGCAGUGCAGAGCGUUACAACCCCAGGACCAACCAGUGGUCUCCUGUAGUGGCCAUGACGUCCAGACGGAGCGGGGUGGGCCUGGCUGUGGUGAACGGUCAGCUGAUGGCAGUGGGGGGCUUCGAUGGGACGACGUAUCUUAAAACUAUAGAAGUCUACGACCCCGAUGCCAACACGUGGAGGUUGUACGGAGGAAUGAACUACCGCCGGCUAGGUGGAGGGGUGGGCGUCAUUAAAAUGACUCACUGUGAAUCCCACAUAUGGUAACAUCAACCCGCUCUCCCAACCCCACACACACGCUCCCACACACCCCUCAUCACGUUGCAAUGGAAGCCUCUUUUCACCGACUCUCGUGCCUCCAAAAGAGACGCUGUAAUUCACGCGAGGAUGAGAAAGACGUGGGGGGAGACGAGACGGAGACUUUGAACUCUAGUUCAUCCCCAACCCCCCCUCUGAGGUCAUUAUUAACUUUGGAAUAACCUGGCUGUCUUCAUUGGUCGACCGCUGUCACCAUGAAGUGCACUGAGAGCAGACAUCUACCAAGUACCAUUAAACUUCCAGUUUGGAGAGGACGGUCCUUCUCCUGCGACCUCUCCAUGUUUCCAUCCUCCAAGCCUUGCACUCUGGGACAUCUGAUUUGGCUGGAACUCAUCUUGGGGGAGAUUAGCUUACAUUUCUAAAGUGUUCAUCGUGUCACUGGAAGAGGAGACUGAAAGUCUGUCACCUUCCCGUGUUCUUAAAUGCUAGCCCCUAAAUCCUGGCUACUGACCACCGCCCUCGGCGAGUUAAAACAGCCAGCGGACCAGCGAACCUUCUGUUCAGUGUGUGAGACUGAUUAUUUCCUGGAGACAUUGCAUACUGUCUGUCAGAGGUAAAUCUCUCAUUCUUUUUCUACUCUGCUUUAGGCUUCAAGCAAACAUCUCGUCUUAUGUCUAAUGUCUCUAGGAUUUAUGUGUAGCAUAAAACAAGUCUACCUUUAGGCUGGACACCCAGAGAGGAAAAACAAUUAAUUUCAC
Morone saxatilis (striped sea-bass) is the source of this 2751-nucleotide messenger RNA. It is a transcript of the gene klhl20, whose product is annotated as kelch-like family member 20. NCBI's taxonomy places the organism in Eukaryota, Metazoa, Chordata, Actinopteri, Moronidae. The transcript is spliced from 14 exons. Gene Ontology annotation, molecular function: protein binding. The record is from RefSeq and is a predicted model, not a curated record. Bases 173 to 2002 code for a protein of 609 amino acids.